UGUCGAAGGAAAGCAAAACUUCACCGAGUUGAUAAUAUUCUGGCAUUGGGUGAAUAGAAAAUGGCUUCAGUACCCACUACACAGAAAGCGUUGGAAGUGGUUCAGUUUGGAGACCCUCUCAAAGGUACACUUAAGCUUAAUAAAGAGGCUCCAGUUCCCAAACCUGGUGAUGGUCAAGUCUUGGUAGAAAUGAAAUAUGCUUGUCUCAAUCCUGCGGAUGUAUUCACUGUUCAAGGAAUAUAUCCAGGAGUGAAAAAUGUAACCGAAAAGAAACCGGGUUUUGUAGCGGGUCUUGAAGGUUCGGGUAAAGUGGUAGCUACCGGUUCAGGUUGUUCUUUGAAGGCAGGAACUCGCGUUGUACCUUUGUUAGGGGAGAGGGCUGGUUCCUGGCAGCAGUACCUAGUUGUAAGUGAAAAGCAAUGUAUACCUGUGCCAGACGAUGUGGAUGAUGCGACAGCUGCACAACUAUUUGUGAAUCCGUUAACGGUAGUCGGUAUGCUAGAUGAGAUUCAACAGAAAGCACCAGUCAAGGAUAAUCCUUGGAUCGUUCAAACUGCUGCAAACUCAACUUUGGGUAGAAUGUUCAUCCAGUUAGCCAGGAAACGAGGUUUGAAGACGAUCAACGUCAUUAGAACUUCAGCAACGAAACAAGAACUUGUGCAACUUGGUGCAGAUGAAGUAGUUGUCGUUUCUGAAGAGUCAGAACUUAGCAAGAAAAUUCUCCAGCUAACUGGAGGAAAAGGAGCAGCAGCAGUAGUCGAUGCUGUAGGGGGAGAAAUUGGUACAGCUUGUUGCUCUUCUCUGGCGAAAGGAGGACUAUUCCAAGGUUAUGGUUUGCAGAGUGGACAGCCCAUCCAAGUGAGCAAUAGCGAUCUUAUUUUCAAGGAUAUUGUGAUAAGAGGUUUCUGGUUGGCAAUAUGGUUCCCGAAACAACCAUCCUCAGUCGUUCAGGAAGUGUUCGAUAUGUUGAGAAAGAAGGAACUUGUCCCACAUAUUCAGAAAAUAUUCGCGUUGGAAGACUAUUUGGAAGCAUUCAAAGCUCAGUUUAGUCCUGAUAGGAGAGGAAAGAUAUUGUUCAAGCUCACUUGACUAUCUUCUAGUCGACAUAAGUUGUAGAUGAACAGAAGAGAGUGUGUGAUUGCCUAUUUUUUGUAACAGUUUGGGGAAUAAAAACUUUCCAAAAAAAAGUUGUGUUUUUUAU
Galdieria sulphuraria is the source of this 1201-nucleotide messenger RNA. RefSeq names its product oxidoreductase, zinc-binding dehydrogenase family protein. The transcript has a single exon. The record is from RefSeq and is a predicted model, not a curated record. Gene Ontology annotation, molecular function: oxidoreductase activity. NCBI's taxonomy places the organism in Eukaryota, Rhodophyta, Bangiophyceae, Galdieriales, Galdieriaceae. Bases 61 to 1089 code for a protein of 342 amino acids.